AACGUCUGAUUGUAAUUAAAAAGGUCAAAAUUGGAGUGCGUAAAGAAAAUUCAAAGUAUGCAAGAUUCUUAAUCAAUUGAUCUAAGUUGAGAAACGUAGUUUUCUUGAUCCUUUUAUGUUAUUUAUAUGUUGUUGAAAAGUUUUAGAGUGAAAAUUCAGUGGCGGCUACGGCCAGGAAGUAGUAGGAAGCAACAUUAAUACUAACGAACACCAAAAACAGUAGUCAAUGUCGUGUUUGAUUUCAAAACUGCAAUCCAACACAUUAAAUAUCUAUUCUCAUUAUCAAUCAAAACAGCUUAAUUAUUCUACAAAUUGCAACAAGUAUACAUGGAGCAGCCAAAGCCAAACUGCUCGGGCACUGCCACGGCGCAAGCACCGGCGGAGAAGGGAUUUUCCGGUUUCGUGGUGGAUUUCGCGAUGGGCGGAGUGUCGGCAGCGGUGUCGAAGUCCGCUGCAGCGCCAAUCGAGCGCGUGAAGCUCAUGAUACAAAACCAAGAUGAACUUAUCAAGAGUGGUAGGCUGUCUCGGCCGUACAAAGGAAUCGGUGAGUGUUUCAAGAGAACAAUGAACGAGGAAGGAUUUGCUUCCUUUUGGAGAGGAAACGGCACUAACGUGCUUCGUUACUUCCCCACUCAGGCUUUCAAUUUCGCAUUCAAGGAUUACUUCAAGAGCCUUUUCAAUUUCAAGAAAGAGAGAGACGGGUACUGGAAAUGGUUUGGCGGGAACCUGGCCUCCGGUGGGGCAGCCGGCGCUUCAUCUCAGGUGAUUGUUUACUCUCUUGACUAUGCUCGCACUCGCCUCUCCAACGAUGCCAAAUCCGUCACCAAAGGAGGCCAAAGACAAUUCAACGGAUUGUUCGACGUCUACCGCAAGACCUUAGCAUCUGAUGGUGUCCCUGGGCUGUAUCGAGGAUUCAACAUAUCGCUCCUCGGCAUCAUCGUCUACCGCGGCCUCUAUUUCGGAAUGUACGAUUCUUUGAAGCCCCUCGUGCUAACUGCAGAUCUGCAGGAUUCAUUCUUGGCUAGCUUCGGGCUGGGUUGGGUUGUGACCAACGGCGCUGGGCUUGCGGCGUAUCCAAUCGACACUAUAAGGAGAAGGAUGAUGAUGACUUCGGGUGAAGCGGUAAAAUAUAAAAGCUCGUUGGAUGCGUUUACUCAAAUAGUGAAGAAUGAGGGUGCCAAAUCUUUGUUUAAGGGGGGCGGCGCCAACAUUCUACGCGCCGUCGCCGGGGCUGGUGUGCUCGCCGGCUAUGAUAAGUUGCAGUUACUCGUUUUUGGGUCCGCUGCUUCUUGAUUUAAUAUCAUGUUUCUUUAUUUUUCACUUUCA
This is a messenger RNA of Salvia hispanica, 1326 nucleotides long. Its product is annotated as ADP/ATP translocase 1, mitochondrial-like. Gene Ontology annotation, cellular component: mitochondrial inner membrane. Gene Ontology annotation, biological process: mitochondrial ATP transmembrane transport; mitochondrial ADP transmembrane transport. The record is from RefSeq and is a predicted model, not a curated record. Gene Ontology annotation, molecular function: ATP:ADP antiporter activity. NCBI's taxonomy places the organism in Eukaryota, Viridiplantae, Streptophyta, Magnoliopsida, Lamiales, Lamiaceae.